AUGAGAACAGAGCCCACCCGUGCAGCAGGAAACACCACGCUGGGGUCCUCUGAGACCUGCCACACACCCUAUGAGGAGAGCAGAGUGGUCCUGAUGGUGGUGUACAGCGCAGUGUGCAUGCUGGGCCUGCCGGCCAACUGCCUCACUGCAUGGUUGACACUGCUGCAGGUGCUGCAGAGAAACGUGCUAGCGGUCUACCUGUUCUGCCUGUCACUCUGCGAGCUGCUCUAUAUUAGCACGCUGCCACUUUGGAUCAUCUACAUCCGGAACCAGCACAGCUGGAGCCUGGGUCCGCAGGCCUGCAAGGUGACGGCUUACAUCUUCUUCUGCAACAUCUAUAUCAGCAUCCUCUUGCUGUGCUGCAUUUCCUGCGACCGCUACCUGGCAGUGGUCUACGCACUGGAGAGCCGAGGCCACCGCCACCAGAAGACGGCCAUCUUCAUUUCUGCCGGUGUGUUUGCUCUUGUUGGACUGGUGAACUACCCGGUGUUUAACCUACCGAUGGAGAAGAGCUCCUGCUUUGAGCCCCUGAGGGUGAACGCUACCAUAGCCACCUACCACUACCUGCGGUUUACCUUUGGCUUCGCCGUCCCUCUCGGCACUCUAGCGUUCACCAAUUACCGAGUUUUCAGGAGCAUCAAGCUGAGCACGAGCCUGAGCGCGGCCCAGAAGGCUAAGGUGAAGCACGUCGCCAUCGCGGUUGUCGCCAUCUUCCUGGUCUGCUUUGCCCCCUACCACCUGGUGCUCCUCGUCAAGGCUGUCAGCUUUUCCUUCUUCAGGGGAGCCAUGGAUGCUGUGUGUGCCUUUGAAGGCAGACUGUACACCGUCUCCGUGGUGUUCCUGUGCCUGUCCACAGUUAAUAGUGUGGCCGACCCCAUCAUCUAUGUGCUAACUACAGACCAUUCUCGACAAGAAGUGUCCAGAAUCCACACGGGGUGGAAAAAGUGGUCCACAAAGACGGAGGUUACAUACUUAAAGGACUCAGAGGAGACACGCUCACCCACAGCGCUUGCACACACCUACACCUUCCCCAAGCCUGUGCAUCCUCCAGGGUCACAGCCGGCUGAGCCGGGUUUACAGUGCUCCGCAGAAAGACUGCCUGAGGAAUUCUGCUAA
Messenger RNA from Peromyscus eremicus (cactus mouse), 1116 nucleotides. RefSeq names its product G protein-coupled receptor 132 (gene Gpr132). Lineage: Eukaryota; Metazoa; Chordata; Mammalia; Rodentia; Cricetidae. The record is from RefSeq and is a predicted model, not a curated record. The coding region runs from base 1 to 1116 and encodes 371 amino acids. Gene Ontology annotation, biological process: G1/S transition of mitotic cell cycle; G protein-coupled receptor signaling pathway; negative regulation of G2/M transition of mitotic cell cycle. The transcript has 2 exons. Gene Ontology annotation, molecular function: G protein-coupled receptor activity. Gene Ontology annotation, cellular component: membrane.